Molecule: messenger RNA, 1731 nt
Organism: Cotesia glomerata
Lineage: Eukaryota; Metazoa; Arthropoda; Insecta; Hymenoptera; Braconidae
Exons: 2
Coding region: 109-1212 (367 amino acids)
Source: RefSeq, a predicted model, not a curated record
UUCAGAUUUUUCGAGAAAAAUUUCGCAUUUCAUCGAUCCAACUCAAUUUAAACAAUUUUAGCCGAUAAAUUACAGAAAUUUCCGUUAAUUUAUAUAAAAAAUAAUUCAAUGUUACAAAAAUCGAUUAUGAAGCAAGGAAUUAUCUUUUUCUGUUUGGUUAUUGCGAGCGUCAGCGGGAAUAAAAUGAUAAUUAACGAUCGCCAACAAGAAAAUUCUUUAGGACGUCUGAAGCACGACGCGAGGGAAUUGGUUGAAAUGUGUUUCACGAAUAAUUCAAAUCCAGUGAUGAUCUCCGAGGAUUUGCUCGACGAUAAUUGGAACCCUGGUGAAAAUUCGCUGAUUGUAAUCAACCGCAAAUUCAACAAACAUAUCACAGGUUUUCUCCCUACGUAUCCGACAUAUGUACUUUCAUUUAAGUCGAUCGAUAAUCUAAAACCGGUCAUCGACAAUCUUCAAAGAUCAAAGUUUUGGAACACAGGAUCGCCGUUUCUGAUGGUCGGAACCGGGUCGCGUUGCUCCAACACCAAGAAAGUACUAGAGUUCAUGUGGAACCGAGAUUCGCUCUCUGUUUAUUACCUGUGCGAGAAUAAAAAUUCGUCGGUAAUCUACACGCUGAAUUCUUAUGCAAGCUACGCUCCGGCGCCGUGGAAGCUGAUUGAAAAAUUUGGCGACAGUGACAAGAAACUUACUCUCUUCAGACUCGGAUAUAUAAAAGGUACUUUAAAUAUUGAAUAUUUAAGUAGUGUCCUAAAAAUUAUAACUCGUUCCUUAUUUUCAGACCCACAGAUUUGCAAGAGCAUCACCUUUGACAAGACGGAUCAUUUAGAGGACUAUACUAGAGAAACAACAAUUUCAAUCGUGACCAAAAAGACUGAUUCUUUAACAGGAAUCAGCGAAAUAAUUAACAAUGAACAGUUUGUAAUCGGAACAAGCUUGCUGCUGAUCAUGUUUACAAUAGUAAUGGUGAUCAUCAUCAGGGAUGACAUAGGUUUAGCUGUAAUGAAAAUGGCGAGGUUAGUUACUGGUAUGGCGAUUGAAACUCCACUCAAUCGUCUUGCGAUAAAGUUGAUAUUCUUCUUUGGUUUCCUGUUUGCGUUUCUGAUAGUUCCUGAUUGUCUGGGCAACAUAACAGCCAUGUUAAUGAAUUCUCCGAAGCGUAACGUCGAUAGUCUGAAGGAUCUCUAUGAGAACAAAUUCAUGGAUACUAUUUAGACAUAUUAGAGAGUGAUUAUGAAUAAACAACUGUGGGUCACUGAUGAAGAUAGAAAAUAUAUUCACCCAAUUUCAUAUGUGGACAUCAAGAAAUGUGUUUUAAACGUAAGAAAAAAUUCGACAAUAGCUUGCAUUUAUUUUACAGACGACUCACUGAUGAUGUCAAGUAAAGAUAAUGAUGUGUACAUUUCAACGGAGGCUGUCUCCAAGAAGCUAUUAGUUUCUUGGGCCAGGAAGAAUUGGCCCUUGAUGAGUAAGUUCAAUAAAAUGGCGCUUUAAGCUGCGGAUCAAGGAUUGGGAGAAAUAAUUUUAUUUAAAAAGAGGUUUCUCAAUAGGGUAAUGAAAGAAAGUGAAAAGAAAACAAGAAUUAAAGAGAUGGAAAAGUAUGAGCACUUUGAUUAUGAUGAAUUGAUUUUUAAUUAUUAUUUCUUUGGGUUUCUUAUUGCGCUCGGGAUUGAGAUAAUACUUUCAAGAUAUUUAAGAAUUUACAGACAAUUUUAAAUUCGCGUGCAUCAUCAG